UGAAUAUACAGAAUUCCAUAUUUACAUUUUGUGCUCAGAGUUCAACGGAAGAAAAAAAAAAAAAGCUUUAUCACUCACUGAUUCAUUCAAGGACGUAGGAGGAGCUAGUUUGGUUUCGGUUUGGAUUUGGAAUUGGCGGGAAAUGAAAAGAGUCGCCCAGUCGCCUACGUUUUCAGUUAGUGAUUUUUUUAAUAGGGCUCCUUCCGUAGUUUCCGGGCUUACGCGUUUUCGUAGUCAACGAAAAUGAUUCUUGCAUUUUUGCUGUAUAUCUUGACAAUUUUUGGGACAAAUGCAAUUUCUUUAUUUGAUAGUAACUACGACUCCAUGUGGGAUGCUUAUAAAGAGAAAUACAAUAAAGUUUACCCAGAAGUCGAGGAAAACGCUAGAAGAUUGAUUUGGGAAAGUAAUGUCCAACUAAUUUCCAGGCACAAUUUAGAAGCUGAACUUGGUCCAGACACUCAUACGUAUCAAUUAAGACUCAACAAGUUUUCAGACAUGACUGUGUCGGAAUUGAACAAGUACAGGAAAUGUCUCCGAAGCAACGCAAGUCUACUCAACUGGAAUGAUGAUAUAGAAACUUUUAAGAAUCCAUGUGGAAAGAGCUGUCGUUACACUUUACCAUCAUCUGUAGAUUGGAGAGAUAAAGGAUUUGUUACUUCUAUAAAAGAUCAGGGUGACUGCGGAUCUUGCUGGGCCUUUUCAUCGACUGGUGCUCUGGAAGGACAAACAAAAGCCAAAACUGGGUCCCUGGUAUCACUUAGUGAGCAGAAUCUUGUCGACUGUUCGGAAAAACAAGGCAACCAAGGUUGUGAUGGAGGAUGGAUGGAGUACGCAUUUCAGUACGUCAUCGAUAAUGAAGGCAUUGAUACAGAAAAAGCGUAUCCCUAUAAAGCGAGGAAGAAGCAUUGUAAAUUCGUGAGAUCUGGAGUUGGAUCCAACUGCACUAAAUACAUGAAAAUAAAACAGGGAAACGAGAUCGACCUGCAAGCUGCUGUUGCAAAUGUCGGGCCAAUCGCAAUUGCAAUUGAUGCUAGUGGUGACAAAUUUAUGUCUUACAGCAAAGGAAUUUAUUUUGACAAAACGUGUACUUCAACUGAGUUGGAUCAUGCGGUUUUGGUUGUAGGAUAUGGAUCUGAAAAUGGAAAGGAUUAUUGGAUUGUUAAAAACAG
Molecule: messenger RNA, 1169 nt
Organism: Uloborus diversus
Lineage: Eukaryota; Metazoa; Arthropoda; Arachnida; Araneae; Uloboridae
Product: procathepsin L-like
Cellular component (GO): lysosome
Molecular function (GO): cysteine-type endopeptidase activity
Source: RefSeq, a predicted model, not a curated record